UAAGCCGAAUGAAAUGCUAGGAGGCUGCAGAUAUUGGUAGCUGGUGCAGUCCUAUCACCUCUCAAUUCCUUUUGUCAUUGCCACUUCACCUGCUUUGAGGACCACUUAUGCUUCUUCAAGGGCACUUAACUUACAAAGCAAAAAAGAGAUACUAAAAAAAACGUCCUUCAGAAUGGGGUUGGUCUGGAUUGUAUCAGACCAGGCUAAGAAAUUCUCCAUAAAUGGAGAAUAAUGUUUUGUUUUUUUGAUUGGGAUGUAACUCGCAAUGCUUUGUGUUCAUUUAUUUUUUUUUACCUCCUAGCAUAAUUUUUCUCCUCUUUAGUUUUCUCGUACUGCAUGAUGUAUACCAGUGUAGGCAGAUGAGGCUUACUUGGGCUUCCUGUAUGAAGCCUGCCCCAUUUUCUUUUUGAGUAAUGUAAUAGGACAUUGAGAAAUUCUGGGAGAAGAGCAUUGUUUGCUCAGUACUUUCCUGAUGAGUUCACAGGCACCCUCAAUUGGCUCCUGUCAUUAGAAAUUGAACACCAGGAAAAGUACCUAGCUUUUAGUUGUGGGCUCUGAUACUGACCCUGCAUUUUAAUGGCAGGUGUAAACAGGGUCCAUUUUCAGAGCCCUUUUGCUGUGUAUGUGUUCAUGGCAAGCCUCAUAAAAAUGUAAUUUAGACCAGAUAUAACAUACAAUGGUGCAGUCUAGCAAGUUGGAAAUCACCUUUGCAAAAUAAAGGCUGCAUAUGCAGCUGGGAACAAGCUGAGUGUAACAUUGCCAAAUCAGUCCAGUGCCUCAUGAAGGCGGAGCUCAGAGCAGGGGGUGAUGGUGCGCUUAUCAACUUUGUCUGAAGGACCACAAACCUGUCGUUAGCCCAUGGAUGUAAUGCCAAAUAUUCUCCAGUUAAGCAUGUAGAUGUAUUUUCUGCACAUGCAACACAUGUGGUAAAAAAAUGUACAAAUUGCUGGUGUGCAUUUUAGAACAUCCUCAGAACACCCCAUCAGGUUUCGGAUGCUUCAGGUUCAGGAAGGAACUGUCAUGGCUCAGUUCUAGCGACACCAGACAUUAGGCAUAAUGGUCUUAGACAAAAGGCAUCAGUCUAAGCAGCUUCAGACAAAAUUAAAGGAGGAAAUAUACUACAAGCACAACUUUUACUGAAGUGAAAAACAAAGUGUAUCACUUUGUUUUUCUUCAACAAGUUACUUGUUAGGUGUUGUCGCAGAAGAGAAAGUGUGUAAACGCAUAGUAAAAAUUUAACGGCACAGUCUCCUUUAAAGGAACAACCAUGAUUUUCACUUUCACAGAAAAGGGCUAGUGAAGAAAAUGCUAGCAUCUGUAAAUGUAAAGGUGCUUUAUCAACAUGUUGCUUACUCUGUGGUAUUUGUUUAUAUUUAUGGCCAGUUGCGCUACUGGCAUAGAAUCGGGCACACUCUUAGUAGUUCCACAUAUGGAUGGAAAAUUCCUGUCUGGCAGCGCUACUUCAGUGCAUCACGUCUAGACAGUUUUGAUUUGUAGAAGGAGAUCACAUGCUUUUAUUAAAGGAGAAAAUCACUUCCAAUUGGGUGGUACAUAAAGUCCAGAUAAUAGGCCUGUUACUUGGAAAUAAAGGCUAGUCAUGCUAUGAUGCAAUAGUGACCACAUAGAGAGUAUGAGGUCAUAGAUCUGGCUGUCUGUUCUGGUACAGAAUAUGUGACUUACUUUUUCCUGAUCCUCAGUACCUGAGGAUCUAACAUGAAUGUAAACUGGAGUGUUGUAUUUGUGUGUAGCAUUUGGCCUAGUUUUCAGGCUCAGCUGUUGAAGCAAAUCACAAGCGGAUGAAUAAUUACAUCUAGACAAUUUUCAUAGUGUCAGUCUUCUGGUUUCAAUCCUGUUUAUCUUAUGUGCAGAAGGAAAGCUUAGAGUCGGGGUUUGGAUGUAGAGCUGGUGGUGCGGCUCUUUCUUAAGACUUAAACCCAGACAUGGGAUGAGACAUUUCAAUGUGAAAUAUUUAAUCUGAGUAACAGUACUGCAUGAAAGAUUAGCCCUUGCAUCUGUAUCAUGUAUGCUUUUUUUUGAGGCUUUGUCUUGCUCAGCACCCAGCAGCGGCAGCCUAAUUUUCUCUGUUGUAAAUGUUACAGAGAGGAGUGUCCUAUUAUUUCACGCAGGAUCACUGAAAGUUAUCAUAAGUGUGCAUUGUAAAUGAUAGGUUUUGCUCAGUUUUGUUAUAGGUAUGCAUUUUAUAGAUUUGAAACCAUAGACUUGGGUUUUGUUGAUUCAUCAGAUUAGCUUAUUGAUCCCCUUAUGUUUUUGUAUCAUGUCCUGAAGGCUCGCUGCUUCCCCCCUCCCUCUCGCAAGCCUGCACCACCCUACCUCCUCAGCCUAGAUAUUUCUGUGGUAGGGCCUGCCAGAGUAUGCCUCUUACUGGAAGUGCACUUAGUGCCUGGCAGUAAAGCUCAUCGCUCUCUCUCUCUUUCUCUUUCUGUCUCUCUCUCUUUAUGGGUUUCUCUUUUUUUGGUCAGGAUUGACUGUAUGUCUUUGAUCCAUGAGCAGUAUUUUUUAGUGCACAUAUGCCUUACUGCAUGGCAUACAAGGCUGCAGAUUUGUUGUGUUUCAUCUAACGGUUUAAUCCUUAAUGAAUUAGUCUGUAUUUUUUACAUAACAUUGUUUCUUUGCAUCUUAAAUGACUGUGCCUGGUCAAUUUAGUAUAUAAAGCAUUUACAAUAGAAUAUCUUCCCUUCCAUCUGUGAAAUAUAACAAAUUUGAAACAAUAUGCAGGUGCUUUUUUGAAAAGAUACAUGCAUGUGUGUUUGCAUGAUAAGCCUGUCAGAGAAAUAUUUUGAGGUCUGCACAUUUGUUAAGUUAUUGUGAUGUAUGCUGCUCUCCAAGGCUGCUGAGCUGCUUGUCUGAAGACAAAGAAAAUGCACACUGCUGAUGAGGCGUAGCCGCUCCUGUCUUUCUGCGUGUGUGCAUGCACAUGUGUGUUCUGGUAAAUUCGACUUUGACUUACAAUUUUUUGGUAUAAGGAAAGAGCUGUGGAUUAGUAUUUCUAGUAUAUGUGGCUAUAAGGUUUGAUGUAGUCAGUGCUAUAGACAAAUAAGAAAGGGUGUAUUGAGAGAAGGCAAACCUAAGGGUGGUUGAGAAGGACAGAAUACGCAUGUAGCAGCACUGGAAUGAUGCUGUAGCUGUAAGCAUGUAGUGAAUGUAUGGAGAGACAUCUCAGUAUAGCAGCAAGAUGGCGGAAUCAUCCAAUGCAUCUCUUCUUUCUGUUUUACUCUCUUUUUCCCAUCUCUCCUGCCUUCUGCCCCCCCCCCUUUAUCUCUCUCUCUCUCUCUCUCUCUCUCUUCUCUCUCUCUCUUCUCUCUCUUGCUCUCCCUGAGAGCAGCCCCUGUUGUCUGGUUACACACAGUGAUAAAUGCAGCCACUCCAGCAGGGUGAAAUAGCUGUACAUGUGCUUGUGUAUGCCCUGGCCAGCCCUGCUCCUCCAAAGCCACUGCACUCUUCUCAUUAACUAAACAUGACUCUUAAGAGGAUUAUUAGCCCAAUUUCUGGACAGGAUGUCGGAAGCCAUCAGGAGAGGGAGAAAAAAAAUCCAUUACCAUAAUUGCAUUGCGCUAGGGGAGGGGGGGUGGUGGAAAAGGAAGGAUGCAGAGAUGUAUAAAAAAGGAAGAAAUGAGUGAGACUGAAAGAGGAGGAUGGCAGGGAUGCUGGAGGGAAGAGGGAGGGGGUGGGUGGGUGAUGGAGAGCAGCAGACGGUUGAGGUUGAAUAAUCGCUCCUCCUCAGUUUCCCCCCCUCUUCUAAACGCCGACUUGGUACGCUCCUCCUCCGACAAUAAAGCAGCCCACAGGAGCCCUGCUCGUGGCACAUAUCUGGGUUCAGACCACUGGGCCGGCAUGGGGUGGGAGGCUAUGUGUGGCAGACUAGAGUGUGGGCCGGUGGCGAGCGAGGUCAGAAAACGCCCUCGAAUGGCGCUGGCCCACUUCCUGAGGCGAAGGGAGAAGAGAGAGGGUGCUGGCAGCAGCCACACACAACGCUGCCGGCUACCUGCAACUCGCUGCACUUCCACGCCGACAGGUUGAGCCACAGCAUGAGGCUUUCUGAAGAAUGAGAGAGACAAUGCGCUCCUGUCCGCCAUUGAGGAGUCUCGACGCAGGACGUUCCUGCUGGCAGAAGAGUACCACCGCGAGUCUAUGUUGGUGCAGUGGGAGCAGGUGAAGCAGAGAGUGCUGCACACCCUGCUGGGAGCAGGAGAGGAUGCAUUGGACUUCAGCCAGGAUGUGGAGCCAAGUUUUGUAAGUGACGUGGGGGCUCCUGGGCGCAGCGCUUUGGACAGUGUGGAGGUGGCCUAUGGCAGACAGAUCUACAUCUUCAACGAGAAGAUAGUAAACGGACACGUCCAGCCUAGUCUGGGGGACCUAUGUGCAUCAGUGGCCGACAGCCUGGAUGAUAAGAACGUGUCCGACAUGUGGCUGAUGGUGAAGCAGAUGACCGAUGUGCUGCUGGUGCCAGCCAAAGACACCCUGAAAAGUCGCGUUGCUGUGGAGAUGCAGAUGGCCUUUGUCCGAAAAGCCCUGACCUUCUUGGAGAACAGCUAUAAGAACUACACUAUGGUGACUGUGUUCGGGAACCUGCACCAGGCUCAGCUGGGCGGAGUACCUGGCACUUAUCAGCUAGUGCACAGCUUCCUCAACAUCAAACUGCCCGGCCCACUGCCAGGCAUGCAGGAUGGUGAGGUGGAGGGGCACCCAGUGUGGGCUCUGAUCUAUUACUGCCUGCGAUGUGGAGACCUGUCUGCAGCCAUGCAUGUGGUGAACCGGGCACAGCACCAGCUGGGAGACUUCAAGACCUGGUUCCAGGAGUACAUGAACAGCCCCGACCGCCGUCUGUCUCCAGCUACAGAGAAUAAACUACGGCUGCAUUACCGGCGUGUGCUGCGCAACAGUGCUGAUCCCUACAAGCGUGCUGUUUUUUGCCUCAUCGGCAAAUGUGACAUCGCCGACAACCAUGGAGAAGUGGCUGAUAAGACAGAGGACUACUUGUGGCUCAAGCUGAACCAGGUGUGUUUUGAUGAUGACGGCAGCAGUGCUCCACAGGACAGGCUCACUCUGGCCCAGCUACAGAAACAGCUGCUGGAGGACUAUGGUGAGUCUCAUUUCUCGGCCAGCCAGCAGCCCUUCCUGUACUUCCAGGUACUGUUCCUGACUGCGCAGUUUGAAGCGGCCGUGGCAUUCCUCUUCCGUGUAGAGCGCCUGCGCAGUCACGCCGUGCACGUGGCCCUCGUGCUCUAUGAGCUCAAACUGCUGCUCAAGUCGUCAGGACAGAGUGCUCAGCUACUGAGUCAGGAACUAGGAGAUCCUCCUAUGGUGCGACGGCUAAACUUUAUCCGCCUCCUCAUGCUCUACACGCGGAAAUUUGAGGCGACAGACCCACGAGAGGCCUUGCAGUACUUUUACUUCCUGCGGAACGAGAAAGACAACCAAGGAGAAAAUAUGUUCAUGCGCUGCGUCAGUGAACUGGUCAUCGAGAGUCGUGAGUUUGACAUGCUUCUGGGAAGACUGGAAAAAGAUGGAAGCAGAAAGCCUGGCGUGAUUGACAAGUUUGCCGGAGACACGCGGGCCAUCAUCACCAAAGUGGCCUCAGAGGCAGAGAACAAGGGCCUGUUUGAGGAAGCUGUCAAACUGUACGAGCUAGCCAAGAACCCUGAUAAGGUGCUGGAAUUGAUGAACAGGUUGCUGAGUCCAGUCAUUGCCCAGGUCAGUGCACCACAGUCCAACAAAGAGCGGCUCAAGAACAUGGCGCUGGGCAUUGCUGAACGGUACCGCACUAAUGGUAUAGCUGGAGAGAAGUCUGUGGACAGUACAUUCUAUCUGCUCUUGGACCUCAUGACAUUUUUUGAUGAGUACCAUGCCGGCCACAUCGACCUUGCUUACGACGUGAUUGAGAGACUGAAAUUGGUUCCUUUGAGCCAAGACAGUGUAGAAGAGAGAGUGGCAGCAUUCAGAAACUUCAGUGAUGAGGUCAGACAUAAUUUGUCGGAGGUGCUUCUUGCCACCAUGAACAUUUUGUUCACACAGUACAAGCGCCUGAAAGGGGUGACAGCAGGUACACCAGGCAGACAACAGCGUCCGCUGGAGGAUCGGGACUCGCUACUGCGCAGCCAGGCCCGGGCACUGAUCACCUUUGCUGGGAUGAUCCCAUACCGCAUGGCAGGAGACACUAACGCCAGGCUGGUCCAGAUGGAGGUCCUGAUGAACUGAGCAAGAGAGAGAAAGAGAGACUGCACCCUCAGGCUUCUUCUUUCUCUUUUACAUCUCCAACUCUCUCCCCAUGUCCCAUCAGCCUUUUUUGUUUCUCCAUGCUCCAUUCCCCUUUGUGUGAAUUUAUAUUUGUAUUUUUUCAUAAUUUUGAAAUAAUAAAAAAAUCUCCAA
This is a messenger RNA of Colossoma macropomum (tambaqui), 6387 nucleotides long. It is a transcript of the gene nup93, whose product is annotated as nucleoporin 93. Lineage: Eukaryota; Metazoa; Chordata; Actinopteri; Characiformes; Serrasalmidae. The record is from RefSeq and is a predicted model, not a curated record. Gene Ontology annotation, cellular component: nuclear pore. Gene Ontology annotation, biological process: protein import into nucleus; poly(A)+ mRNA export from nucleus. Gene Ontology annotation, molecular function: structural constituent of nuclear pore. The transcript is spliced from 20 exons. The coding region runs from base 4150 to 6216 and encodes 688 amino acids.